Molecule: messenger RNA, 1746 nt
Organism: Rhinichthys klamathensis goyatoka
Lineage: Eukaryota; Metazoa; Chordata; Actinopteri; Cypriniformes; Leuciscidae
Gene: slc68a1a
Product: major facilitator superfamily domain containing 13A
Exons: 9
Coding region: 214-1728 (504 amino acids)
Source: RefSeq, a predicted model, not a curated record
GGAGGGAUUGUCGUGACGUCACGGGCUUCCUCGUCCAACACAUGACAUGUUUCGAUACAACUGUGAACCCUAGAAACGUUUAUAGCGUCUUUUUUGAUCAUCAGGUGACUGCAGCUUUGACAUCAACUCCACAUGGGGCGGAUAGAGCGAUGACCCCCCCAUGCUCGGCCUGUUGGACGUGUAGAGUGCUGCGUGGGAGGGAAGUAGCAAAGGAUGGGAAGGAGGGUAUGGGGCCUCUGCCAGGGCGUCUCAACAGCUGUGCUCUAUGGCUCCCUGGCUCUGUUCGUCUCCAUUCUACACAACGUCUUCUUACUGUAUUACGUGGAGACCUUUGUGUCUGUUUACAAGAUCGAUAAGUUAUCGUUUUGGGUGGGAGAGACUGUGUUUCUGAUAUGGAAUAGCCUAAACGACCCUCUCUUUGGCUGGCUGAGUGACCGCUCAUUCCUGAGUUCUCCACAGUCUGGGUCCCAGAUCACAUCCCCUGAGGUGGUUUUGAAGCGUCUGCAAGCACUCUCUCGUAGCGGGCCUCUCUUUGCCCUCUCGUUCCUGGCCUUCUGGGUGUCCUGGACCUGGCCUGGACUGCAGUUCCUCAUAUGCCUGUGCCUUUACGAUGGCUUCCUCACGGUGGUCGACCUCAACCACAACGCCCUCCUGGCUGAUCUGGCCGUGUCUGCACAUGACCGCACGCGCCUCAACUUCCACAGUUCCUUGUUCAGUGCGAUGGGCUCACUGUCCGUUUUCCUCUCUUACUCCUUCUGGAACAAGGAAGACUUUUACUACUUCAGGCUCUUCUGUGUGACUCUAGCCGCUCUCUCAAUGCUAGGCUUUUACAUUGUUUCACGUCUCCUGCGGCACCGGUUUCAGAAUGAAGUCCUUCUACGCAAGAACGAGAGCCAAGCACUUGCUGAACUGAGUGUCGGUCAAGCUCCUUUUACCUCACCUGGGAAGCCAGUCACUCUUGGAGAAUAUCUAAAGCAGCUGUCAUGUCACAAGAACUUUAUGUGGUUUGUCUCUAUGAACCUUGUACAGGUAUUCCACUGCCAUUUCAACAACAAUUUCUUUCCUCUGUUUUUGGAGCACCUCCUGUCAGACCGUAUCUCUGCCUCUACUGGUUCCUUCCUGCUAGGCUUUUCUUACAUUGCACCUCAUCUAAACAAUCUCUACUUCUUGACGCUGUGCCAAAGACUGGGUGUCUACCAGGUUGUCCGCUGGCUCUUCCUCUUAAAGCUGGGCCUCAGCAUAGCCAUGCUUCUAGCAGGGGCGGACCAGGUGUACCUGCUCUGCAUCUUUAUUGCUAGUAAUCGCGUCUUCACAGAGGGAACUUGUAAACUUCUGAACCUGGUGAUCACAGACCUAGUGGAUGAGGACUUUGUGUUGAACCACCGGCAACAAGCAGCUUCUGCCCUGCUCUUUGGUAUGGUUGCCUUGGUAACCAAGCCUGGUCAGACCUUUGCCCCUCUCAUUGGUACCUGGCUGCUGUGUCUCUACACAGGAUAUGACAUCUUCGAGAGGAAGUCAGUGGCAGAAGCACCGAUCGCAGCUCCUUCUUUCCCUGUGCCACUGCGUCAGGGUUGCUUUUACCUACUGGUGUUUGUGCCCAUUUCCUGUGCCCUUCUGCAGCUGCUGGCGUGGUCUCGCUUCACUCUGCAUGGGCGAAGGCUACAAAACAUCAAGUCCCUGAGGCAAGGUGCCCAACACAGCCACCUCAUUGAUGUCAAGGCUAUCUAAUACUCCAAUAGGGAGGGG